AAUGUAUCCAAGGGAACCUGGUUUAUCACUUCAGAAGUGGGCUCACAUGCAAGUUGCUGUUGGUGCUCGGGUGGCCUGCUACCAGGAUGAAAUUAAAGUUUCUCUCCCUGCUGUUUGGACAUCUUUGCAUCACCUUAUAUUGACUUUCUUCCAUGUUGAUCUUCAAAUGAAAUUAGAAGCUCCAAAACCAGUAGUAAUUGGACAUGCAGCACUUCCGUUAUCCACCCAUGCACAGUAUGCAACUGCCUUUAUGUUUGUCAUCUUUUGUUUUGUUUCUUUCCUUGAUGAUUUAUUAACUUACAUUAUUUGUUCUGCUACUGGAGUGAUUGGUAUGGUUACUUUCUUGGUUUAUGUUGUGGGUACUUGGAUGAUAUCAAUGGUGCAGCAGGAGUCAGUUGAUGAUGCUGAACGUAAUCGCUUUCUUGUUAACUACGUAGAUUAUGCUUUUGAUGACUUUGGGGGUCGUCAACCACCUCUUUAUCCUGGGUUGUCUACUGUGUGGGGUAGCUUGGCCCGUAGUAAGAUCCUCUACAGUGGUUCUAUUUUUAUGAAAUCUCACGGACGUUGCGGCCGAAGUGGCGCGGAUGCAGCUGCAUGUUGCGCUCCAAUACCAUGUGGAAGAACAUGUUUGAGAGUGAAGAAUGAGAGUUCCUCUCUCUAUGGAUUCUGGGUUCAGGAAGGAGGAAGAGAAAAGGUUAGGACCUUAAGAAGGUAACUCCCAAUUGAUGAGAAAUCUAUGUAAUUUAAUACCAACAUGAAAUGAAAUGAAAGAUUUGUAAAGUGUCAACUCUCUUGCUCUUGAUUGAUUCACGCUGGUUAAGAGAAAACUGCUUACAAAUUGACUUAGCCCAAGAUGGAGAAGAAAGAGUAAGACCUCUUAACAGCUAAGUUGCAGGGGGAGAGAGAAUAUAGACGCCGAUCACCUCGAACGACGACGAUGGAGCCAGGCUCACUUUGUGGAGAAAGGAGACGAGAAGAGAAAGAUAACUAAUAAAGUAUCUUCAGAACCUCGUGUACUUUUCUAUUUAGAUGCUCUGUCAGCAUCUGUGUGUCUACUAAUCCAAUUAGAGAAGCCUGCAACAGAAGAAGGGGGAGUGACUCCUUCUGUUUAUUCAUGUAAAGAACCUGUAUGUAUGAAGAACUUAUAUGUUUCCAUCUUGUUCAUCUUCAAUCUGACCUCUGAUUAAAUGGGACAAAAUUUCUCUUUUGUUGGCUUGCUUGUUACCUGGCAGCAAGAAUUUUACCUGUUGGGUUGCUUGUUACCUGGCAGCAAGAUUUUUACCUGUUGGCUUGCUUGUUAUCUGGCGGCAACAAUUUUAACUAUCACCCCCUCAUCAUCUGUCUUUCAAUUGGUUUUUACUGUAGUUCUUACUGUGGAAAAUAAUGGCUCUGCAUCUGCUAGAUAAGUUAGCUAAUCAUUGGCAUUGCAAUUAAUGCUUGAUAUUUUAGUUUUUGGGCCAGGGUGAUUAACCAUUAGCUGAGAUGUUCCAGGCAUUUGACUUUCAGACAACUUUGAGAAACGAACCAUUCUUGCAGCUUUUCCAUUCUCUAUAUGUAUAUGCUUUAACUGUGAGCUUGAGUUGGAAAAGGAAUCUAUUCGUAAGAGUUGAGCUAAGAAAGGAUGAUGCAGAUG
Rubroshorea leprosula is the source of this 1633-nucleotide messenger RNA. NCBI's taxonomy places the organism in Eukaryota, Viridiplantae, Streptophyta, Magnoliopsida, Malvales, Dipterocarpaceae. The record is from the annotation of a GenBank genome assembly.